This is a messenger RNA of Arachis stenosperma, 1116 nucleotides long. RefSeq names its product gibberellin 20 oxidase 1-D-like. Lineage: Eukaryota; Viridiplantae; Streptophyta; Magnoliopsida; Fabales; Fabaceae. The record is from RefSeq and is a predicted model, not a curated record. Gene Ontology annotation, biological process: flower development; unidimensional cell growth; response to light stimulus. The transcript is spliced from 3 exons. Gene Ontology annotation, molecular function: gibberellin 20-oxidase activity. Bases 1 to 1116 code for a protein of 371 amino acids.
AUGGCUUCUUCUCAAACCGCUGUUCUUCCCCCAACAGAAUCCAGGACACUCUUUGAUGCUUCUUGGGGAAAGCUUUCAAAUGUACCCACCGAAUUCGUAUGGCCUGGUAGCGAAAACCGCCUGAACCUUCCAGAACUCCAAGUUCCACAGAUCGAUUUGAAGUCUUUCCUCUCCGGGGAUCCUAAAACCGUUGAAACUCUUUGCACCGAGGUUAACGAGGCCUGCAAGAAGCAUGGAUUCCUCAUCCUUGUUAACCACGGCGUCGACGCGGAGCUCGUGGCCACAACCGAAAAGCUAAUCGAUGAGUUCUUUACCAUGCCCAUGGAGGAGAAGCUGAGGGCUGAGAGAGUGGUUCCGAGUCCUUGGGGGUAUGCUAGUAGCUUCCUUGGAAGGUUCCAUUCCACUCUUCCAUGGAAGGAAACUCUUUCAAUAAAUUACUGUGCUGAACCUAAUCGGAAGACCGUGGAGGAAUACUUUGCUAGGGUUUUGGGGGAAGAUUACAAGCGAUUUGGAACUACAUUGGAAGAGUACGGUGAAGCCAUGAGUAAUGUUUGCCUGGUACUGAUGGAGCUACUUGGAUUGAGCUUAGGUGUUGGGCGCAAAUAUUUCAGAGAAUUCUAUGAAGACAAUGAAUCUGUGAUGAGGCUGAAUUACUAUCCAACAUGCCAGAGACCUGAUUUGGCCCUAGGAAUUGGGCCCCACUGUGACCCUACAUCCUUAACCAUUCUUCAUCAAGAUUUAGUGGGUGGUCUACAAGUGUUUGCAGAUGAUCAAUGGUACUCUGUGUCUCCAAAACAAGGAGCUUUUGUUGUCAACAUUGGUGACACUUUCACGGCUAUGACAAACGGACUUUACAAGAGUUGCUUGCACAGAGUGGUUGUGAACGAGAAAGUUGUGAGAAGAUCGAUUGCUUUUUUUCUGAAUCCAAACGGAAAGAAAGUAGUGAUUCCUCCAAAAGAACUUGUCACCGAGGAGAAUCCAAGGCUCUAUCCAGAUUUCACGUGGCCAACUUUUCUUGAAUUCACACAGAAGUUUUACAGGACUGACUCCACAACCCUUGAAGUUUUCUCAAAGUGGGUUGAGGAGCAAAACCAGCAGCAAUGCAAGGAGAAUUGA